UUUACACACAGAGAAAGCUCGUAACACUUCAUUCAGCAACUUCUGAGUGAUGCUGCAGCAUUGUGCUCUAACCGGGACUGUUAGUGUUCGUUAAAGAAAGCCGAGCUGAAAUACCCACUGCAGAAAACAGCACAUUAAAAGAAAAUAUUAAUAAUAAGGUUUAAUCACUGAAUGCACUACUGGCGUGCAUCUAAAUUGUGUAUCUGCUAACGUUAUAAAGAAAACUUUGUGCACACCAAAAAAAGACAACAAGAACAUAUUUUUAAUAAGUUGGACUAAAAAUGAAAAUUCUCACUUGAAGCUCCGAUAUUAACUCAUACAGCCUUGGAACACUGGGCAUUUUGUACUUGGAAUUGCAUUGCAGCUUGCACGGGCUAACAGAAUUAAGAGGAAUUACUGUAUUCUGUUUCUUAACGUGCAUUUCCUUCAGCACAAUUUGAACAUUGGACUUCUUAACAAAUGGAUCGUUGUCAGUAGUUGGAUUUCAGAGUAUGUUUUUCUUUAUUUUUCUUGAGAGUGGAACACCAUAAAUAUUCUACUUCAGUCUAGCAUGGAACAACAUCUUUAGUGCACUGAUGUCAUUAAGUGUUGGGAAUUGCAAAUAAAUUCGCACAUUUAGCCCAGCAGAAUUCGAGUUCUUCAGACUUUGGCAGCCUUAAGGAGAAGGCACUCAUCCAUGUGUGAAUAUGAACUUGGUAUCCAAAACAUUCCUAAAUGUGGCUUUCUUAGCCUGCAUCAUCUUCCAGUCUGGAGCUCAGGAGAAGGACUACACAGUGCGAGAAGAGCUACCAGAAAAUGUCCUGAUCGGGAACCUGCGCAAGGACCUGGACUUGGCCUUGGACCCGAAUAUCAAGCUAUCUUCUCCGCUCCAGUUUAAGCUGGUGUACAAGACUGGGGACUUGGCCUUGGUGCGGGUGGAGGAAAACACAGGAGAGAUUUUCACCACCUCCAACCGCAUCGACCGGGAGAAGAUCUGCUCAGGGAUCCACAGUGAGAGCCGCUGCUUCUAUGAGGUGGAGGUGGCUGUGCUGCCUGACGAGGUCUUCAGGCUAGUUAAGAUUCGCUUCCUCAUCGAGGACAUCAAUGACAAUGCCCCACUCUUCCAGUCAACCGUUAUCAACAUCUCCAUCCCAGAAAACACAGCCAUCAACUCACGCUAUCCUGUCCCCUCUGCUCUGGACCUAGACGUGGGUAGUAAUGGAAUACAGCACUAUGAGCUUGUGAAGAGUGUAAGUGAAUUCGGACUGGACAUCAUUGAGACCCCAGAGGGAGACAAAUGGCCACAGCUGAUUGUCCAGCAGAACCUUGAUCGAGAGCAGAAAGACACAUUUGUCAUGAAGAUCAAGGUGGAAGAUGGGGGGUCACCACCAAAGUCAAGCACUGCCAUCCUCCAAGUGACCAUCGCAGAUGUCAAUGACAACCGCCCUGUGUUCAAGGAAAGUGAAAUUGAGUUGAGCAUCCCAGAAAAUGCCCCAGUUGGUACUUCAGUCACGCAACUUCAUGCUACGGAUGCUGAUCUGGGCUUGAACGCACAGAUCCACUUUUCCUUUAGCAACCAAAUUUCCAGUGCUGCCAAAAGGCUUUUCAAUAUUGACAGUACUUCUGGAUUGAUCACUAUUAAAGAACCACUAGACAGAGAGGCAUCUCCAGUUCAUAAAUUGACGGUAUUGGCUAGUGAUGGGAGCUCUACCCCUUCUAGAGCUAUAGUGACAGUCAACAUUACGGAUAUCAAUGACAAUGUCCCCUCCAUAGAUACAAGGUAUAUCAUCAACCCCAUCAAUGGGACAGUCCUUUUAUCAGAAAAAGCCCCUCUCAAUACCAAAAUCGCUCUAAUUACAGUGAUGGACAAGGAUGCUGACUUGAAUGGGAAAGUCACUUGCUACACCGACCAUGAUGUCCCCUUUCGAUUGAAACCUGUCUUUGACAAUCAAUUCUUGCUGGAGACUGCGGCUCCUCUGGAUUAUGAGACAACCAGGGAGUAUGCUAUUAAGAUAGUGGCAUCCGAUUCGGGAAAGCCUCCACUCAACACUUCAGCUAUGGUACUGAUAAAGAUCAAAGAUGAGAAUGACAAUGUCCCGACUUUUACCCAACCAGUUAUAGGACUGUCCAUUCCAGAAAAUAAUGCGCCUGGCACUCAGUUGACAAAAAUUAGCGCAACUGAUGCGGACAGCGGGCGUAAUGCAGAGAUCAGUUAUUCCCUGGGAUAUGACGCCCCUUCAGUUUUCAAUCUAGACCGCAGGUCAGGAAUCCUGUCAGUGGUGCGCAGAUUGGACAGGGAAAAGCAGGACAAGUACACCUUCACAGUUGUGGCUAAAGAUAAUGGCUCCCCUUCUCUGCAGAGCAACUCCACUGUGAUGGUGAUGGUCCAGGAUCAAAAUGACAACAGUCCGGCUUUCACUCACAAUGAAUACAACUUCUAUGUGCCUGAAAACUUACCUUUGUAUGGUACAGUGGGCUUGAUCACAGUAACGGAUGUGGACUCUGGAGAUAAUGCAGUUAUCACCCUCUCCAUAUUGAAUGGCAAAGACAGCUUUGUCAUAGAUCCUAAAACUGGAGUUAUUAAACCCAACAUCACCUUUGACAGAGAACAGCAAAGCUCUUACAGCUUUGUGGUAAAGGCUGUAGAUGCAGGUCGGCCUCAGCGUUCCUCGCUUGCCAAAGUCACCAUCAAUGUUGUGGAUAUAAAUGACAACCGGCCUGUGUUUGUUAUCCCAUCCUCCAACCACUCUUAUGAUUUAGUCAAGUCAACCACCAGCCCAGGAUCCGUGGUGACAAGAGUGUUUGCUAUAGACAAUGACACUGGCAUGAAUGCAGAACUUCACUACAGCAUCAUUGGUGGUGGCGCUAGGGGGUUGUUUUCCAUUGAUAAAAUUACUGGCAACAUUACAUUGCAAGAAAAGAUUUUAGCUGCAGAUCAGGGCUUGCACAGGCUUGUAGUCAAAGUCAAGGACUUGGGGCAGCCUGAAUCGUUAUAUGCCAUUGCUCUAGUGCAUUUGUUUGUCAAUGAAACUGUGGCCAAUGUCACAUACAUUCAAGAGCUUGUGCAUAAAAGCAUGGAAACUCCUUUGGAUCGGAACGUAGGUGACAGCGUGGUGACCCCCCAGAACAAUGGGUACAUCAUAGUAGUCAUUGCAAUCAUUGCAGGGACCAUGACAGUGAUUCUUGUCAUAUUUGUCACAGCUCUGGUGCGCUGCCGGCAAACGCCAAGGCACAAAGUGGUGCAAAAGAGUAAACAGAGUGGCGAGUGGGUGUCCCCCAACCAGGAGAACCGGCAAACCAAGAAGAAAAAGAAGAAGAAGAAGAGGUCUCCCAAGAGCCUUCUCUUGAACUUUGUCACCAUAGAAGAAUCUAAGCCAGAUGACCCGGGCCAUGAGCGCAUUAAUGGAACCUUGGACCUCCCAGUGGAGUUGGAAGAGCAGACUAUGGGAAAGUACAACUGGGCCACCACACCCUCAACCUUCAAGCCGGACAGUCCAGAUUUGGCUAAGCAUUACAAGUCAGCCUCCCCUCAGCCCUCCUUCCAGAUCAAACCUGAGACCCCGGUCCCGCCCAAGAAACAUCAUGUCAUUCAGGAGCUUCCGCUGGAAAACACCUUUGUGGUGGGUUCUGACUCACUCUCCAAGUGUUCUUCAAGCAGCUCGGAUCCCUACAGUGUCUCAGAGUGCAGCUGCCAAGGAGGCUUCAAGACCACAGGGCCCAUUCACACACGCCAGGAGACGGCACUGAAACCACCACUCUAUGGCACACUCUAUGGCACAGGUACAGCACGCUCCCACAGGAUAAAAAUCAAUCUCUAGCUGGCAGUAUCUAGAGAGAGAGGAAGGCACUGACUGAAGAGCACAAAGUACACUAUAAAAAAGGUUCUGCAGCCUCAAGCAAGACCCUAGAUUUGUUUCCAGAAGUUUGUUUCAGAAACUAACUGAACUAAAUGUGCUGUCAUGCUUUCUACUUAAAACUUUGUUGAAGCUCUUAUAGUGAAUCUAGGGUAUUUAAGGUUGACUUGUCUGUCUCUUAUCCUAUGAAGUCUCUUUAUAUUUAUAUUGUUGAAAGGGAGUUUUCUUAGUGAUCUGGGGUUCCAAUUAUGACAGUUUUUGUUUUUUUUCUUGAGAACUUUUUUGGAAAUAUUCCAGGGCUAGUGUUAACGUAGAAUCUCCUGAAAGAACCAAACAAUUGGGAAAGUGAUAAUGUAUAUGUGUAUAUGUUUAUAUGUAUAUUUGAUCACAGCUUUAUUAGUACAUUUGUCUUAAUUAAAAAUGCCUUGGUUGAUGCAGUUGAUCCCUCACUCUAUGUUAUCCACCUUACCAUAAUCCUAUCACCAUUCCUCUUCAUGGUCCGUUACGGGUCAGAGCACAUUCACCAGAAAAAAAAAACAAAACAAACAAAAAAAAAAAACUAUAGGCUCGAUAGCUAUUACCAUUGGAAAUGUGAUUGUUCUUUCAUAAAGUACCCUCUCUAGCAUAACCUCCAAUUCCGAGGCAGCCCAGUGUGGCACGUUAAUUAAUAUGCAUGAUAUCAGUGAGGAGGCAGAACUAGAUCACAAAGCCUUACAGCCACGCCAUUAGCAUGCAUGCCAAAUGGAAUUGUCUGUUAGAAAUGCAGUAAACUUUGGUCCGUUCAGUCCAAGCAUUGGUCCAAAGAAAGGAGAAGCCCGGACCAGAUAUGGACCACUAGGUCUUGGGCUGUCAGGCGUUAAUGCUUAUCUCCAGCCUAGACAUCAUUUUUUUAAGAUUGUUUUAUUUUUUUGUCUUCUAUGAUUAAGAAGCUGUGAAUUUUGUACAGAAGAAUUAAUAUUUAUUUAUUUAUUUAUUUAUUUAUUUUUUAAAAUGAUCACGCCAUGAUAAAAAAAAAAAAAAAAAAAAAAAAAAAAAAACAUAAGUUACAGUCAAUUUGUUACCAAAAGAGACCAGUAACUCAAAAAAUGACCCUUCAGCUCAUGGUCAUGGUUUAUGUUUCAACCAGGACCUUAAAUUGAGAUAUGUGAGAUUUCCAAUACACAUACAGCAACACUUAACAAAGUAACGUUAUCUGAACGAUAUGCUAAUAAUACAAAUAACAAAGUGAUAGUCGUUUAGUAGUCCAAGAAACAUGAACAUUAGCCAUCAGUAGAGAUCUUUAUAGUACACAGUGAGGUUGCAUUGGUUGUCCUGGAUACCUACAUAGUCAAAGAUGUUCCUCUAUAAAACAAUUUCCAACUGGUAAAGCAUCAGGUGUGUGUGUGUGUGUGUGUG
Messenger RNA from Polyodon spathula (Mississippi paddlefish), 5228 nucleotides. RefSeq names its product protocadherin-11 X-linked-like. Gene Ontology annotation, cellular component: plasma membrane. The transcript is spliced from 4 exons. NCBI's taxonomy places the organism in Eukaryota, Metazoa, Chordata, Actinopteri, Acipenseriformes, Polyodontidae. Bases 687 to 3797 code for a protein of 1036 amino acids. Gene Ontology annotation, molecular function: calcium ion binding. The record is from RefSeq and is a predicted model, not a curated record. Gene Ontology annotation, biological process: homophilic cell-cell adhesion.